GGGCCAGGUGCUCCCUCCCUCUCCCUCCUCCUCCCUCCCCUGGGCCCUGCUCCCUGCCCUCCUGGGCAGCCAGGGCAGCAAGGACGGCACCAAGGGAGCUACCCCAUGGACAGGGCCCCACAGAGACACCACCGAACAUCUCGGGAGCUGCUGGCUGCAAAGAAGACUCAUACUUCACAAAUUGAAGUCAUCCCUUGCAAGAUCUGUGGGGAUAAGUCGUCUGGGAUCCACUACGGGGUUAUCACCUGUGAGGGGUGCAAGGGCUUCUUCCGCCGCAGCCAACAGUGUAAUGUGGCCUACUCCUGCACCCGUCAGCAGAACUGCCCCAUCGACCGCACCAGUCGAAACCGGUGCCAACACUGCCGCCUGCAGAAGUGCCUGGCUCUGGGCAUGUCUCGAGACGCUGUUAAGUUCGGCCGAAUGUCCAAGAAGCAGAGGGACAGUCUCCAUGCAGAAGUGCAGAAACAACUGCUGCAGCAGCAGCAGCAGCAACAGCAGCAGCAGCAGCAGCAGGAACAAGUGGCCAAGACUCCUCCAGCAGGGGGCCAUGGAGCAGAUACCCUUACAUACACACUGGGGCUCCCAGAUGGGCAGCUGCCCCUGGGCGCCUCACCUGACCUACCUGAGGCCUCCGCUUGUCCCCCUGGCCUCCUGAAAGCCUCAGGCUCUGGGCCACCCUAUUCCAACAACUUGGCCAAAACAGAGGUCCAAGGAGCCUCCUGCCACCUUGAGUACAGCCCCGAGCGAGGCAAAGCCGAAGGCAGAGGCAGCAUCUAUAGCACAGCCGGCCAGCUUACUUCUGGAAGACGUGGACUUCCUUUUGAGGGAUCCAGGCAUCCUGAGCUGGGGGAAGCAGAACAGGGUCCAGACAGCCACUGCAGUCCCAGUUUCUGCAGUGCCCCAGAGGCACCGUACGCCUCUCUGACAGACAUAGAGUACCUGGUACAGAACGUCUGCAAGUCCUACCGAGAGACCUGCCAGCUGCGACUGGAGGACCUGCUGCGGCAGCGUGCCAACCUCUUCUCCAGGGAGGAGGUGACCAGCUACCAGAGGAAGUCAAUGUGGGAGAUGUGGGAACGCUGUGCCCACCACCUCACCGAGGCCAUUCAGUAUGUGGUAGAGUUUGCCAAGCGGCUCUCGGGUUUCAUGGAGCUCUGCCAGAAUGACCAGAUCAUACUACUGAAAGCAGGAGCAAUGGAAGUUGUGCUUGUCAGGAUGUGCCGGGCCUACAACGCUGACAACCAUACAGUCUUUUUUGAAGGCAAAUAUGGUGGCGUGGAGCUGUUCCGAGCCUUGGGCUGCAGCGAGCUCAUCAGCUCCAUAUUCGACUUUUCCCACUUCCUCAGUGCCUUGCGUUUUUCUGAGGACGAGAUUGCCCUCUACACAGCCCUGGUUCUCAUCAACGCCAACCGACCUGGGCUCCAAGAGAAGAGGAGAGUGGAGCAUCUGCAGUACAAUCUGGAGCUGGCCUUCCACCACCAUCUCUGCAAGACUCACCGUCAAGGCCUCCUCGCCAAGCUGCCACCCAAAGGGAAACUCCGGAGCCUGUGCAGCCAGCACGUGGAAAAGCUGCAGAUCUUCCAGCAUCUCCACCCCAUCGUGGUCCAGGCUGCCUUCCCUCCGCUCUAUAAGGAACUCUUCAGCACUGAUGUUGAGUCCCCUGAGGGGCCAACCAAGUGACCUGGAGGAGAGACAACUUUACUUCCUUCAGCCUGAUGGCCCGUCUCCCUGGACUCCGUUCCCUCAGCCUCCACCUUCCUGUGCUCUGUGGAGGGUGGUCUCCCUCGGAGUGAGCAAACACUGAGACUGGUUUUCUGUCCCCCACCCCCACGCCCAGGCUUGCCUGGCAGAACAUCAGUAGCAGGUGGCGGAGAAAAGGCUUGCUAUGGUUGAUUUCCCAUAAGUUCCACCCUGGCUUCUGGAAGGUGUGGGGGUAGACGGGAUGUAAAGGCCUGUAGGACAAACAAGUCGAACUCAAAACAAACAGACAGGGGGAUAAAUCUGGGUACCGGGAUGAAGAGAACUCAGUUCUAGGCUCCAAAGCUCACAGAAGUCCUUCAAAUACCUCAUCGUAUUUCUCCAGCUGGGGGAGAUGGACCUAGCUCAGAGACUGGUGGUGGCAAGCAGUCAGAAGCAAGAAUUCAGAUCCUUGAGAUUUUUCUGCCUCCCUCCUUCUUAGUUCAGUAAAGAAGUUAUUGGCCA
Messenger RNA from Peromyscus maniculatus bairdii (prairie deer mouse), 2202 nucleotides. RefSeq names its product RAR related orphan receptor C (gene Rorc). Gene Ontology annotation, molecular function: nuclear receptor activity; zinc ion binding; oxysterol binding. The record is from RefSeq and is a predicted model, not a curated record. Gene Ontology annotation, biological process: regulation of transcription by RNA polymerase II. Gene Ontology annotation, cellular component: nucleus. Lineage: Eukaryota; Metazoa; Chordata; Mammalia; Rodentia; Cricetidae.